Ochotona curzoniae (black-lipped pika) is the source of this 1192-nucleotide messenger RNA. RefSeq names its product G protein-coupled receptor 119 (gene GPR119). The record is from RefSeq and is a predicted model, not a curated record. Gene Ontology annotation, cellular component: membrane. Bases 92 to 1102 code for a protein of 336 amino acids. Gene Ontology annotation, molecular function: G protein-coupled receptor activity; phosphatidylcholine binding. Gene Ontology annotation, biological process: regulation of metabolic process; adenylate cyclase-activating G protein-coupled receptor signaling pathway. NCBI's taxonomy places the organism in Eukaryota, Metazoa, Chordata, Mammalia, Lagomorpha, Ochotonidae. The transcript has a single exon.
CGCAGCUCCUCCUCCUCUGGCCCCUGCAUUGGAGAAAUUGGGCUGGAAAAUCAGCAUGAUCUGGUAAGUGGAAGCCCCGCUGCUUCAAGACAUGGAGGCCUCUUUCUCGUUUGGAGUGAUACUUGCUGUGCUGGCCUCCCUCAUCAUUGCUGCUAACGCACUAGUGGCCCUGGCUGUGCUGUUGUUGAUCCACAGGAGCGACGGUGUAGGUCUCUGUUUCACCUUGAAUCUGGCUGUGGCUGACGCCUUGAUUGGUGUAGCCAUCUCUGGCCUGGUCUCUGACCAAGUCUCCAACUCUGCUCAGCCCACACAGAAGACCCUGUGCAGUCUUCGGAUGGCAUUUGUGACUUCCUCUGCAGCUGCCUCUGUCCUCACGGUCAUGCUGAUCGCCUUUGACAGGUACCUUGCCAUCAGGCAGCCCCUCCGCUACUUCCGGAUCAUGAGUGGGCUCGUGGCUGGAGCAUGCAUUGCCGGGCUGUGGUUGUUGUCUUACUUCAUUGGUUUCCUCCCACUCGGAGUCCCCAUCUUCCAGCAGACCGUCUACCAGGGACCCUGCAGCUUCUUUGCCGUGUUCCACCCUCGCUUCGUGCUGACCCUCUUCUGCGUUGGCUUCUUCCCAGCCCAGUUCCUCUUUGUCUUCUUCUACUGUGACAUGCUCAAGAUUGCCUCCAUGCACAGUCAGCAGAUCCGAAAGAUGGAGCACGCAGGAGCCGUGGCUGGAGCUUGCCGGCCUCCACGGACUCUCAGCGACUUCAAGGCUGUCCGCACCGUGUCUGUGCUCAUUGGAAGCUUCACUUUGUCUUGGGCUCCCUUCUUUAUCACUGGCAUUGUGCAGGUGGCCUGCCAGGAGUGCCAGCUCUACGUCGUGUUGGAACGGUACCUGUGGUUGCUUGGGGUGGGCAACUCCCUGCUCAACCCACUCAUCUAUGCCUAUUGGCAGAAGGAGGUACGACAGCAGCUCUAUCAGAUGGCCUUGGGAGUGAAGAAGGGGCUCACUGCAGUGUUCUUCCUCUUACUCUCGGCCAAGCAUGGAGGCCCAGAGAGGCCCAGAGAACGUUCUUGUCGCAUUGUCACUAUCUCCCACUGCGAGCUCAAUGGCUAAGAUGGUAAGGGCCUAGAAAUCUCCAAGUGCCUUUCCCUUGUCCCCUCUGGGCCUUAACUAGAUCAGAUGGACCUGGGGAAAUGAAAGAAC